AUUCCCCGCGGCAACGCGCUACUCGUACGCGUAUCUAACCUCGACUGCUUUCUAUGGUCAACGUGAAGGAUGCCCAGAGAAAUCAUAACCAUCCAGGCCGGCCAGUGCGGCAACAACAUUGGGAGUCAGUUCUGGCAACAGCUUUGCCUGGAGCAUGGAAUCAGUCAGGAUGGGAACUUGGAAGAGUUCGCGACCGAGGGAGGCGAUCGCAAAGAUGUCUUCUUCUACCAGAGUGACGAUACCAGAUAUAUCCCUCGAGCCAUCUUGCUGGACCUAGAACCUAGAGUUCUCAAUGGCAUUCAAACUGGCCCUUAUCGAAACAUUUACAAUCCUGAAAACUUCUUUACUGGACGGCAUGGUAUGGGUGCUGGGAAUAACUGGGGUGCUGGGUAUGCCGCUGGCGAAGUUGUACAGGAGGAGAUAUUCGAUAUGAUCGACCGAGAAGCAGAUGGAAGCGACUCAUUGGAGGGGUUCAUGCUUCUGCAUUCGAUUGCAGGAGGGACGGGCUCAGGAUUGGGUAGCUUCAUCCUGGAACGGAUGAAUGAUCGAUUCCCCAAAAAGCUGAUCCAGACAUACUCCGUCUUUCCGGACACACAAGCUGCAGACGUCGUUGUCAACCCGUAUAACAGCCUUCUCUCCAUGCGAAGGCUUACACAGAAUGCAGACUCUGUCGUGGUUUUGGAUAAUGCAGCCCUCUCAAGCAUUGUUGCAGAUAGACUCCAUGUUCAGGAACCAUCGUUUCAGCAGACGAAUCAGCUGGUGUCGAUUGUCAUGACUGCCUCCACCACGACCCUUCGCUAUCCUGGCUAUAUGCACAAUGACCUUGUCGGAAUCACUGCGUCCCUCAUCCCUACCCCACGUAGCCAUUUCCUCAUUACCUCAUACACGCCGUUCACGGGCGAUAAUGUCGAGCAGGCAAAGACAGUCCGAAAGACUACAGUGCUAGAUGUCAUGCGCCGCCUCCUACAACCCAAGAAUCGCAUGGUCUCCAUCGUUCCUAGCAAGUCCAGUUGCUACAUCAGCAUCCUCAAUAUCAUCCAAGGUGAAGCCGAUCCGACAGACGUGCAUAAGUCCCUACUGCGUAUUCGCGAGAGGCGCCUAGCCUCUUUUAUUCCGUGGGGACCUGCAAGUAUCCAGGUUGCCCUUUCUAAGAAGUCACCGUACUUGCAGAAUACGCACCGUGUCAGCGGACUUAUGCUGGCAAACCACACGUCGGUUGCAACUCUAUUCAAACGGACAUUGCAGCAGUACGACAGGUUGCGGAAGCGGAACGCUUUCUUGGAACAGUACAAGAAGGAAGCUCCGUUUGCGGACGGUCUCGGUGAGUUUGAUGAGGCCAGGUCGGUCGUCAUUGAUCUUGUGGGAGAAUACGAAGCUGCUGAGCGCGAGGACUAUCUCGACCCAGGUGCCGGGAAGGAGAAGGAUGUUGGAGUUUGAUCUGAUUUCCUAUUUUUUUUUCUUUGCUUUUUCAAGGGGUGAUCUGUUAUCUGGCAUGUUUCUGGCUGGAAAGGGCGUUUACUUCAUUGAUAUGUUACCUACGAAUCCAAGCGGGUUGAAUUAAUGCUUAAAAUAGUUCUGAGAUGAUUGAGUCUGUAUACUGGAGCUGAGGCCUCUGGUAAUGAAUGCUACUUUCGCAAUGUCUAGGAAACAUCCAUCAUGGCUGCAUACAUUAACUAUUUCUGUAUCUCUCAGUCUGUCGCUCUUCGAUGUGGUCUAUCGCUGCAGCUUGAAGGCUUCACCAUGUCUCCCUAGCCAAAUCAGGCAAUAUCGUGAUUCUAACAGCAACAUCAUAAUCUUUCUUUCGACAACUGCAUGAGAAAAGACACACAUUCACCACACAGAUCCUCCAUAACCUUUUCCUAUUUUCCCUCGAAACAUCAGGGCAGCGUCAUCAAUAGGAGACUUCGACGCAUAUCUAGCCAUGGUGGGAGCCGUGCAGCAAGAAACUGAAAUUCAGCCGCGAGACUGGAGUCUGAAUCCUUGAAGAAGUAGCGCUCAGAUUCACCUGGGAUAAUAAUGAUGGUUAUUAUGAUGCUCUUCCGGAUCCGGAGUCAAAACUAGAACCGAAUCCGGAUGUGUCGUCACAGAAUCGUUCUCGUCUGCCUCUUCCUCAUAGCUGACAACUCCCAGGCUCCGGGCAUAUACGUCACUUACGUGAAGCCUCCUGGGAGCGACAACCUUACGGCCAAAAACAAGAAAUCCGCUACAGCUGAUAAAGAAAAAUGACUGAUGGAGAGCCACACAAUGAUUCCUAGAUGAUCAGGCCAACGGGGAUGGAGACAUAUCGGACUGGAUAAAGAAGUGACAGCACAUUCAAAUAUGGAAUCAUCUAUUCGAUUUGGAGUUAAACUUUUCCCUUCGAGGGAAGCCCAGACCAGUCGGAUAGCCUGGACUACCUUGAUUCCAAAGGCAGGGAAUAGACAAGGUUUCGCGAGGCAAAGCUCCACAAUUCUAAUAAUAAGAAGAAAUUCUUCCUUGCUGACAUACGCCGUACCGGCAUAUUCUCUGUAGGCAGCAACAGCCAGUUGGCGGCUGGCGGCUGGCGGCCGGAAGGAAGCUUAAAACAGUGAAACUGCAGUAAACAUGUUCUCCGAUUGGGCUCGGAAAGUCUGAAUCUGCCGGAUGAAGCUCAAAGCAGCACGAGAAAUGGAGCUUUUGAU
Molecule: messenger RNA, 2660 nt
Organism: Monascus purpureus
Lineage: Eukaryota; Fungi; Ascomycota; Eurotiomycetes; Eurotiales; Aspergillaceae
Source: the annotation of a GenBank genome assembly